This is a messenger RNA of Drosophila rhopaloa, 1609 nucleotides long. Its product is annotated as aspartic and glutamic acid-rich protein-like. Lineage: Eukaryota; Metazoa; Arthropoda; Insecta; Diptera; Drosophilidae. The record is from RefSeq and is a predicted model, not a curated record. The transcript has 3 exons. Bases 47 to 1609 code for a protein of 520 amino acids.
GCUCGCUAGAGAAUUUCGCGACCAAGGUGCCCAAAACGUUAAGAAAAUGUCGCAAAUUGAGGAAGAGAUCAAGAAACAAAACGAACUGAACGCCGAAGGAGAGGUGAUUCGCCCGAAAUUGGAGGAGCUGAUGUUUGACACAACUCUAGAAAAACAGGGAGGCUCCAAUGCCCAGAUGGAGAAGGCGGAUACCACCACGAAUAGCUGCCUGGUUAAUACCAUGCAAACCGCGCAUCUGCUCGAGGAGGUCGAGUUGCAGGACAUCCUGCGCUCCAAGGUUCAGCAACAGGAGCAGAGCACCCAGCGCCAAAUGGGAAUCCUCGAGGAGCAGAUAGUCGAGGAGAAGAAGCAGAAGACCAUCCUCGAGUCACGCGAUAUCGAUCAUGAAUGUCGCAGACUUCAUACAGCAGACGAAGAAUUUGAUGAGGAGCAACCAGAAGAUGGUUUAGAGAACGAAGUCGAGGAAUUUAAUGUGGAGCAACCAGAAGAAUCUAAGGAUGAACCAGAAGAAUUAGUGGAGGAACUAGACGAAUCUCAGGAGGAGGCAGAAGAAUUGGAGGCGGAAUCAAAUAAAGAUUCAGAAGAGGAAACGAAGACAUCAGACGAAGAAUUUGAUGAGGAGCAACCAGAAUAUGGUUCAGAGAACGAAGUGAAGGAAACGGAGUCAUCAGUCGAGGAUUUUAAUGAGGAGCAACCAGAAGAAUCCGAGGAUGAACCGGAAGAAUUAGUGGAGGAACUAGACGAAUCUCAGGAGGAGGCAGAAGAAUUAAAUAAAGAUUCAGAAGAGGAAACGAAGACAUCAGACGAAGAAUUUGAUGAGGAGCAACCAGAAGAUAAUUCAGAGAACGAAGUGAAGGAAACGGAGUCAUCAGUCGAGGAUUUUAAUGAGGAGCAACCAGAAGAAUCUGAGGAUGAACCGGAAGAAUUAGUGGAGGAACUAGAAGCAUAUCAGGAGGAGGAAGAAGAAUUAAAGGAGGAAUCAAAUAAGGAAUCAGAAGAAGAAUCGAAGACAUCAGACGAAGAAUUUUACGAGGAGCAACCAGAAGAUGGUUCAGAUAACGAAGUGGAAGAAACCGAAGCAAAAUUUACCGAAAUUGAGUUGGAUGUAUCGGAUCCAGAACUGGACGGAUCUGUUGAGAAAUCGGGAUCCGAAAGUCAGGAUUCCGGAUCGGACGAUGAGACAUCGGGAGGGCAAGAAUCAGGCGAGGAGGAGAAAGACAAGGCAACCUCAAAAAUGGAUAAGGUGACAAAACCCAAUCUAGAGGGGCAGAAAACAAAUAACACGGGGACGAAGCAGAAGUCGCCCAUCAAGAGCGGGAAUAACCUGAGCUUUAUCCCCGAAACUCCGCAGAUAAUCAGUGUGGAGCGUAUUUCAGCACCUAAAUAUUCAACUUCAAAGGCAAGCGACGACUUGCCCAGCACCUCAACCGGCAUUCGCAACCGCUAUACAAAACAUACCUUAGUUGUCGACGAGGAUGAACCAGUGGCGAUCAAACGUCGCAAACUGGAUGACAAGAAAUUCCCUAUGGCCCAACCCCACCCAUCGACAAUUUUCGAAAGCAAUGCUGACCAAUCUGACGAUAAUGCAUCGCUUACUGAGAAUUCAUAA